Zerene cesonia (dogface butterfly) is the source of this 2541-nucleotide messenger RNA. Its product is annotated as ATP-binding cassette sub-family G member 4-like. Lineage: Eukaryota; Metazoa; Arthropoda; Insecta; Lepidoptera; Pieridae. Gene Ontology annotation, cellular component: plasma membrane. Bases 136 to 1959 code for a protein of 607 amino acids. Gene Ontology annotation, molecular function: ABC-type transporter activity; ATP binding; ATP hydrolysis activity. The transcript has 11 exons. The record is from RefSeq and is a predicted model, not a curated record.
CGUCGAGCGUUGCUCUUGCAUAUACGUAGUGAUUAUUUGUGGACAUAUAUUGUAGUAUAUAUUAGAUAUAACGUACUAUAAAAAUAUAUGCUUGUUACUUGACGCGUGAGUGCAGUGACACCAUUAAAUGUUCUUAUGAAUUGUACGAUGGAUCUCGAAAUUGGUGAAAUCAGUGGAACUAAAAUAAAACCUAAUAUCACAUUGUUUACGGAUCUCACUUAUAAAGUAAAAGCACGAUCGUGGUUUAGGAGGACAAAAGCGCCCCAAGCGCGGGAACAACUUAUACUCAAUGGAGCGUGCGGUGCCAUACGACCUGGAAGACUGACAUUUAUAUUGGGACCCUCAGGAGCCGGCAAAACCUCCUUGAUGAAAAUUCUUGCUGGAAGGAAAAAAUCUGGUGUAUCCGGUUCAGUGUUAGGCGCUGGUCGUGACGUAGUUUUAGUAGCACAGCACGCUACUCUCAUAGACACGCUUACAGUUAAGGAGACCCUACAAUUUGCAGCAUCCUUGAAACUACCUAACGCUACGCGAAAUGAAAGGAAUCACACUAUUGAAUCAGUAUCCAAGCAAUUAGGCAUCAAUGAAGUAUUUAACACAAGAACCGGUUUGCUUUCGGGCGGGGAAAGAAAACGGUUGACGAUAGCCUGCGAACUGCUAACUGACCCAACUAUCAUGCUCUUGGAUGAACCCACUAGUGGUCUAGACUCAGUCUCAUCAAUGUCGGUAGCCCAAGCACUACGAUCAGUGGCUAACAGCGGGCGAACUGUUGCCUGUGUGAUCCACCAACCAUCAUCACAACUGUUCACUUCUGCUGAUGACGUCAUCCUAUUAGCCAAUGGCAGGACGAUAUACGCCGGCGCUAUAUCCGAUUUGCCAGAGACGCUGAAGAAAUCCGGAUUCGUAUGCCCGCAUUAUUACAACAUGGCGGAUUACCUUCUAGAAAUAGCAACCGGUGAACACACAGGAAACCUAUCGCUAUUAGAAAUGGAAGCAAAAACAUAUGCAUCUGAAAUGAGAAAACUUACUGAGAGAACUAUCCAGCAGAAACAUGAAAAAGUUAAGUCACCUGAAGCAGAGGCCUUAUUGAAAUCAAACACGCCAUUUGAAGCAGAUGGCUACGCGGCAGGCUACAGACAACAAAUGAGAUCUCUUCUGUGGAGAGGGUGUUUAGGAGCUUUAAGAGAUGUACAUUUGACACAGAUUCGAGUCGUUACACAUUUUGUUGUUGCAUUACUGCUUGGUGCGUUGUAUCAAGGCGCAGGACAAGAUGGCGGCAGAACAAUAUCCAACACUGGUUGUCUAUUCUUCUUCCUGCUUUUCCUGUAUUUCUCUAACGCCAUGCCGACGAUACACACUUUCCCUGUGGAAGCAACAGUGGUGAUACAAGAACAUUUAAACAAAUGGUACUAUUUGUCUACGUAUUGUGCAUCGAAAAUUAUCGUUGAUCUCCCUGUACAGUUAUUAUGUGCUUCGGUGUUCGUAUUCCCAGCGUGGUACUUCACUUCUCAGCCAAUGGAAAUGAAUCGUUUGGCCCUCGCUUGGCUUAUUUGUACCCUCAUUACAAUAUUAGCGCAAACCUUUGGGUUAGUGGUCGGUGCCGCUUGUGAUGUCAAGCUUGGCCUUUUUGUUGUCCCCGCUGCGAAUAUUCCAAUGUUGAUGUUCUCUGAAUUCUUCAUCCCGUACAAGGAGAUGCCAUCUUAUCUCCAACCUUUUGCACUCAUAUCAUAUUUCCGUUACGCUUUUGACGCAUUCCUGCAAACCGUUUACGGAUUUGGUCGAGAAAAGUUGCCAUGUUUUAAAAUUAUCUGCCUUUUCAAAGACCCCAAAUAUUAUCUGGAAUAUUUGGGCUUAUCGGGAAACUACUUUAACGAUACUAUGGCUCUAGUGAUAUGGAUAUUACUAUUGAAAAUAUCGUUAAUUUGUAUCCUAAGAUAUAAAGUCCAUAGAGCAUGUAAAUAACUUAAAGAAAACACAAUUUAUAGAUAGUAAGUUUAUUUACAAGCUGAAUUAGUAAUUGUGUUUUGACUAAAUAAUAAAGAAGAUGUUAUGUGCUCUCAUAUUUGAUUGAUGAGAUUGGAGAAAUAAAGUAAAAGUUUUUAUAAAUAACGUAUAAUCCCUUCUCCUAAUAUCAAUUAAAUAUCGGUGAUUGUUAGUUGUAACGAUUAGGCAACACCUAAUCUGAAUAAUUAUUUUUAUGCAAAAAUCUGUGAUAUUUUAUCUCUUACGAACAUCAUUAUAUUAAACAUAGUAAUUAUAGAAUAAUAUUGUCAGUAAGUUUAUAAAGUCUUAGAAUUUUCUAGAAUAUUCCAUAUUGAUAAAUUAACAGUUUUACAUAUUAUGGUCUAGAUAUUUCAGAUUUCACGAGUUCUCGUGAUUGAAACGUGAAAGGUCAAGGGUUAUUUAGCAGCCGAAUAGGGUGUUGGUGGUGAUAGAGAAAACUCUGACUCUCUAUAUAAUAUUGUUUGUUACUUUUAAGUCUUUUUAAGUAUGUAUAGAAAUAAGACAUUAGGAAGAUAAACGGAGCUGGUAUAUUUUUUAUAA